CGCCGCCGCUGUGCACGUGCCCCGGGCGCGCCGGAGGAGAAGGCCCCGCGCCGCCCCCAGCAUGACCAACCUCGACCCGCUGCUCCGCACGGGCAGCCAGAGAGGAAGGCGAAACGACUGGUCUGCUAGUCUCAUUGUUGCUUCUUUGGCCGGAGCCUUCGGUUCCUCCUUCCUGUACGGCUACAACCUUUCAGUAGUGAAUGCUCCAACCGUGUUUGUAAAGAAGUUUUACAAUGAAACUUGGGAAAGAAGAUAUAACCAGUCCAUCCCAGAAGGAACGGUUACCCUGCUCUGGACUAUAUCUGUUUCUAUUUUUGCCAUUGGUGGGCUUGUGGGGGCUUUAAUUGUUACUCCAGCUGUCAAGUAUUUUGGCCGGAAGCGCACGCUGCUGUUAAAUAAUGUGUUUGCCAUUGUGGCUGCCUUGUUGAUGGCAUUCUCUCAACUGGCAGGAGUCCUCGAAAUGAUUAUUCUGGGCCGAUUCAUAAUGGGCAUUGAUGGAGGUGUAUCUCUGAGUGCCCUCCCUAUGUAUUUGAGUGAAAUUUCACCCAAACAGAUCCGUGGUUCAUUAGGACAAAUUACAGCAAUCCUCAUCUGUGUCGGUGUCUUCAGUGGACAAGUUUUAGGACUACCUGAGAUAUUUGGGAAGGAAUCCAUGUGGCCCUAUUUAUUUGGGAUGAUAAUUGUCCCAUCACUCAUCCAAAUGGCAGUCCUGCCUUUUCUUCCGGAAAGUCCUCGCUUUUUGCUGCUUGAAAGACACGACACAAAAGCAGCAGAAAAAGCAUUUCAGACCUUUCUUGGCAAAUCUGAUGUGUCGUAUGAAGUAGAAGACGUGUUGGAAGAGAGUCGCGUGCAGAGAAACAUGCAGAUAGCAUCUAUCUUUCAGCUUUUGUGUGACAGCAGUAAGCGAUGGCAGAUCCUCACCGUAAUUGUAACCAUGGCCUGCUACCAACUCUGUGGUCUUAAUGCUAUUUGGUUCUACACAAAUGACAUUUUCAAGGGAGCUGGACUAAGUUCAGAAAUAAUCCCAUAUGUUACUUUAAGCACAGGAGGGAUUGAGAUUUUGGCUGCCAUUUUUUCCGGCUUAGUGAUAGAACGACUCGGACGCAGACCUCUUCUGAUUGGGGGGUUUGGCUUGAUGGUCCUCUUCUUUGUAAUACUCACUGUGUGUAUGACUUUACAGGAUCAAGCAGUCUGGCUUCGAUACCUCAGUAUAGUCUGCAUUCUUGCAAUAAUUGCAUCAUUUUGUAUUGGACCAGGUGGGAUCCCAUUUGUCCUUACGGGAGAGUUCUUCGCUCAGUCUCAAAGGCCCGCUGCAUUCAUGAUUGCUGGGAUAACAAAUUGGCUCUGUAACUUUGCCGUUGGACUUCUUUUCCCUUACAUUCAGGAAGGCUUGCAGACAUACUGUUUCCUGGUGUUUGCUGUCGUCUGUCUUGUUGGUGCCACUUUCCUUUUCUUUGUUCUGCCUGAAACAAAAAACAAGACUCUUGCUGAAAUCAACCAGGCAUUUGCCAGGAAGAAGGUGCCUUUAGAAAUCCGUGAAAUGGACCAGUUUGAAGCCAAGAGCAAAUCAAUGCAAGAACAAGAACACAACUUGUCUUCUACGCUGGAAAAUGGAGAAUCCAAAAACAGGAUAGUCUAAAAUUAUUUUUAAUAGGAAUAUUUUUGCAUCUUAUGUAUUGGUAACCACAAUCAUUCCUUCAGCCUGGACAAUUUUUUGAUCUCAAUGUGGUCAUAACCAGGGUUGAUCUGUGGUAGAGGAGAUGGCAAAGUAUAAUUCAAAAUUAACAGAAGGAAAUAAUGGAGAGGAGGAUUGCUCAAGGAAGUGAAACUGGUCAUUGAUUCGUUUAAAUGUAUGCAAAUUCAAAACGGAUAAUUGUUUUCUGAGGCAGAGGGUGGUGAGUGGGAAGCAGUUGGUCAAAGGGCCCAUCAGCAUUUCCAAUUGGCUGCAGUUUCGGACCUUCCAUGCUUAUCAGCAAUAGGAGGCUGGGUCCAUCAUUCUUGCUCCAGGCUCCUGGCUCUGGAGUUUGCCACAGGGGGCCCUUGUAGGAAUCACUCACCACUCUGCUACCUUGCUGCUGAUACUGUCCACUGGACCUGGCCACUUACUUGCCACUUCUGGGGCAAGAAGCCUUUGAAUGUUUCCUGGUAAUAUAUCCAGUGUCCCCUCAAAAUCUGAAGGAGCAGAAUCUGCUGUAGUGGAAGCUUCAAAGGCACUAGACAAGGAUUAAUUUGAUCUAUGAGAACUGGCUGCCUGGCUACUGGGAGGUGGUAGCUGCAGCCAGUAGCUUCCUGCUGCCUCUCUAUAGUGUGGAGCUGCGUGUUCUGUGGGGAGAUCAGCUACUCUGAAAGUAAUUCCCACAGAAGUCCUGUAGAUGCAAAGUUACUUCAGUGCUUCCAUUAAGGGAAAAGUGACAUUUCCCAUGUUGAUGGUAUACAGUCUGAUCAACAGCUACUCACCUCCUUGAUUGAGCUUGUAGUCGUGUUCAAAGAAGAACUGUUAAACAGGUGACUUUAUCUGCACUGUGCAUGCUAAGGAUUUCUUGGACUCUUACACCCAAGUUCAUGUUUAAGGAAUUAUUUGAAUCUCAGGUUUUUUACCACCUGCUUAAUCCGUGUCAUUUCCUACUUUUAAACGAAAUCAGGGCCCCACUCUGAUUUUGUGGGCUAUUUUUAUUCAAGCCAGAUUAGAACUUUUAGUGUAUCAGAAUAGUUUUCAUGAAGUGGCAGCUGUUUUGUAAAUAAAACCAACUGAAUCUGUAUAUAUUUUGAAAUCUAACCAACAAUGUAUAGUGUGUGCACUUAUCUUCAGCCUGAGCCAGUCCAGGUUUAAUCAUGUAAAUAGUUCAUGAUUGCAGUGCAUCUGAUUUAGGCUUUGUGAAUUUCUCAGAUCAUAUAUUAAGCUUGAUAACAGACACAAGAUCUAAGAAGCCCAGCAUUUCAGAAGAAAGGUGCCACAAUAGGUGCCUUGUCUAGAUGAAAAGGUGUGUCCCUAGCCUUAAAUAGCAUUGCCAAGGAAGUGGUUUAUAUAUGAGAGAGAAAGACUUCUGAUUUUUUUUAUGUUCAAUUUGUAUUGUUGUCUUCCUUUGAAUCAUAUUGAUAUAAAACUAGGGUGAUGGUAGUAGAUUCAUCCUGUUUGAAAAGUACUGCUGAUUGGAGCUGGAACUUCAUUCCAUCCAUCUAUGGUUGUUUUUUAGAGUGUGUGUGUUGUCAGUGCUGGGCUUGUUCAUUUACUGGGGCCUGGUAUGCCUUGAGCCUUGAGAGUUCAAAACAGCCCCAGCGUGACUAGGUUGGGGCCUUGAUUAGAAAUGUGUGUCCAAUAUAUUAAGAUACCUGGAUCUAUUUAAGGCCACUGAGGUAAUUAGGUUUUGUAAUACCGCAAUGCUAUUGAGGGGUAAGAUCAAUGGUAAAAAAAACUUAUCUGGGUAAUAGAUAAGCCUCAGUUGAAACCAGUGUGUAGCAUCCUUUUCAGUUCCCUAAAGACUAACAGACCUGUUCUCCCAAGCACUAUGAGAGAAAUGGAGCUGGCAGGUAAGGGCUUGCAGCAGAUCCUUCAAUUUCCCAAAGCUUUGGGCAGCUGCCCAACUUUUAAUGGAUGUUGGUGCUGUGCUGGCCUUGCCAACUUCAGCAUCAGUUACCAACAUUAGAUGAUUCCCUUACCAGACUCAACUGGCAGUCUUGUACUGGGUAUGCUGGUGGUCUGUGGAAAGCCAUUCUUUCCUCCAGGUCAAAUUAAUUGUUUUGUUUCCUCAUAGUUGUGGAGAAGCUAGAUUAAAGCAAGGUGUCGUACCUUGUCAAACUCUGUACUUCCCUGUGAAUGCUCCCUCCCUACAUAUUGCCCUAGAGUUGACCAGGUAGGUACCAGGCGGCAGUCCAGAUAAUUAAGGGGGGGGAGAAAAGAAGAGUUUGGAUUUGAUAUCCCGCUUUAUCACUACCCGACGGAUUCUCUAAGCGGCUAACAACCUCCUUUCCCUUCCUCCUCCACAACAAACACUCUGUGAGGUGAGUGAGGCUGAGAGACUUCAGAAAAGUGUGACUAGUCCAAGGUCACCCAGCAAGAGUUUCACAGGCUCCCAAUAAUAAUCAUUGUUACUCAUUUUGCUACACAUUUCAGCUAUGUUCAAGUUUAGGGUAUGCUGGAAAUACCCAAUAUCUAUAAAGAACCUUCUAAGGUCUCAUCCUGUUCCUGUGGAGUAGGCAGCCUGCAGCUUUAUUUGGUUUUACUCUUUUGCUGACGUAACUUCAACAAAAAGGGACGAAUGUGUUGUGGGUAUUCUUGUCGGGUGUGCUUAAUAGACCACAAUGGAACCAAUGAAUGUUUGUUUUUUAUAUUCGGUUAUCUUUCACAAAAUUCUGAAAGGCUACAGUCCGACAUCUCUGCUUACAUGUAACUAAGCACCAUUUCACUCGGUAAGACUUGCAUUUUGAGCAGAUGGGAUUCUGCCCGUUCAGGUGUUUUAUUUUUCUCUGUUCCUUAGCUUCCAGGCUACUCAGGAGCCAACUAAAACCGUAGCACUGGAGCCCAAAAAUGAUUGGGUCAAUAUUUUUAUUUGAUCAAUAUUACGUGUGUGAUUCAGGUUAUUAUAUGAAUGUAAUCCAGAAAACAUUAAAGUAUAGCUGCUAAUUUUCA
This is a messenger RNA of Podarcis raffonei (Aeolian wall lizard), 4627 nucleotides long. It is a transcript of the gene SLC2A9, whose product is annotated as solute carrier family 2 member 9. NCBI's taxonomy places the organism in Eukaryota, Metazoa, Chordata, Lepidosauria, Squamata, Lacertidae. Gene Ontology annotation, molecular function: hexose transmembrane transporter activity. Gene Ontology annotation, biological process: monosaccharide transmembrane transport. Gene Ontology annotation, cellular component: membrane. The transcript is spliced from 12 exons. Bases 62 to 1639 code for a protein of 525 amino acids. The record is from RefSeq and is a predicted model, not a curated record.